CCUCCCCCCUUGCCUUCCAGUGGUCUGACCCAUGAGGGCCACAGCCGUGAUGUGGAGCAGGUCUACCUACGUUGUUCCCAGGGUUCCCUCCACUGGCUCUACCCUACAGGGGCCGUCAUCGUCAACCUGCGGCCCAACACCCUGUCCCCGGCAGCCGCCCGUCUCUCCGUCUGCAUCAAGCCCUCUAGGGACUCCCACGGGGCCAACAUCUACCUGGACCGGGCCGGGAAGCUGCGCCUGCUGCUGAGGGAGCAGGACCAGGCCCAGGGGAAGGUGACCUGCUUCAGCAUCCAGGACGGGUCUCUGUUCAUAGAGGCCAUACCUCACAGAGACAUCAGUAAGAGAAUCACCUCCUUCCAGUAUGAGCUGGUUACAGAGAGGACCGGGGCUGGAGCUGGAGCCUUGGCUGGGGUGGAGCCACAAGCACUGUCUGGUGAGAUACACUCCUAUUGUUAUUGUUGCUUUGGUCAUUAAAGGGGAAGUUCAGUA
Oncorhynchus gorbuscha (pink salmon) is the source of this 489-nucleotide messenger RNA. RefSeq names its product meteorin-like protein. The annotation marks the transcript as partial. The record is from RefSeq and is a predicted model, not a curated record. Gene Ontology annotation, molecular function: hormone activity. The transcript has a single exon. NCBI's taxonomy places the organism in Eukaryota, Metazoa, Chordata, Actinopteri, Salmoniformes, Salmonidae. Gene Ontology annotation, biological process: positive regulation of brown fat cell differentiation; energy homeostasis.